CCAACUUUUCAAGUCUUAAUUGGAAGGUUGGAGCUAUGGAGGAAGAGCGCUUGGAUCACAUACACAUUCUCGCAGUGCCAUUCUUACUCAAAGGCCAUGAGAUCCCUCUCCUCCAUCUCUGUUGCCAUCUCCACUCUCUGACAGGGGGCCGGAUCUCCGUCACGAUCCUCCAACUCCCAGGAGGAUGGCAGCGAGAGAACAGUUUGGAGUUUGUUCGCUACGAGGAUUUGCCGCUGGAGCCUCCAGCGGAGAGGAACAUGAAGCUCUUCCUCGAGUUCUUCCCAAAGUUUAAGGCGCUGGGCGGUGCCGUGGCGGCGCGCUGGCGGCACCGCAGAGUGACGUGCGUCAUAAGCGACGUUCUCGUGGGCUGGGGCGGAGACGUUGCCCGGGACUUGGGCGUGCCGUGGGUCGCGUUUUGGACGUCCACCAUGACCGAGCUUGCGGUGUAUAUUAACUUACCAAGGCUUAUCUCCGAAAAUGCGAUCAAAGAUCUCGAAACCGUGGUGAAGAUUCCAGGGCUUGUGGACCUCAAGGUCUUGGACUACAUGACGCUACACCAUGCCACAGAUCCAAAAUUCAGCGCCGCCAUUGUUGUCAAGACCUUUGUGGAAGCUGUGGGGUAUAGCUCCCAAGCUGAUCGCGUACUGGCAAACUCCUCCCACGCCCUGGAAGGCAAUGCGGUGAGAGCUCUUGAGCUAUGUGGAAUCAACAUCGUUCCAGUGGGUCCUCUCCAUCUAAACAUCUCCACUGGGAGCGAUCCAGACGAUCCAAACCAGGUAAUUCCAUGGCUGGACAAACAGGAGUCUCGAUCGGUUCUAUACAUUGCGUUUGGAACUAUUGCUCCAGUCCCGGCAGCCCAAUUCGAGCAGAUAGCCCUGGCUUUGGAAUCCACGAAGAACAUCGCUUUUCUAUGGGUGGUACGCCCGCAGCAGCUCGAGCUAGUGCCGAAGGAAUUCGGCGCUACCGCGCGGUACGCGCUCAAGUCCGGUGGUGCCUUAGAGCACGUUAAUGGUGGCACGGUAUACCGCGGGCUGCUAACCGACUGGGCACCCCAGGUUGGGGUCCUCGGGCAUCGUGCCGUGGGCGGUUUCUUGACGCAUUGCGGAUGGAAUUCGAUCUUGGAGAGCGUCACCGUUGGCGUCCCUGUGAUGUCGAUGCCGCGAAUGGCCGAUCAGUGCUUGACGAGGAAGAUCUUGGACGAGGAGUGGGGGAUUUCGGUAAGAUUGGGUAACGCCAUUACUGACGUUGUGAGCAAGGCCGAUUUGGAGGCUGCAAUCGAGGAGCUCAUGUUUAAAAGGCGGGAUGAGCUUGGAAAGAAAGUCAGCGAUCUUGGAGAACUCGCUAGACAGGGGAUGGAAGAAGGAGGAUCUUCUCGAUCCGGCAUCGAUUCCUUGGUCAAAGACCUUGAAUUGUGGAAGUAAACGCUAGUUCAAAGCUUUUUUUAUUGUAUUCUCUUUGAUCGAGAAGAGGAAAUAGUACGUGUAUA
Messenger RNA from Selaginella moellendorffii, 1486 nucleotides. RefSeq names its product anthocyanidin 3-O-glucosyltransferase 7. The record is from RefSeq and is a predicted model, not a curated record. NCBI's taxonomy places the organism in Eukaryota, Viridiplantae, Streptophyta, Lycopodiopsida, Selaginellales, Selaginellaceae. The transcript has 2 exons. Bases 36 to 1421 code for a protein of 461 amino acids. Gene Ontology annotation, molecular function: UDP-glycosyltransferase activity.